AUGGAGCGCAUACAGGGUGACCCGGCUGUGUCCGGUGUCUCGAACCCCGACAAGAACAGAACGUACGAGUGUAGCUCAUCUGCCAGCGACGAUGGCACCUUGGCCCAGCCAAGUUCCCAAUCGAUUUCGUCACAAGUCGACAAAGGCUCGACGAAAGCCCAGCAGGUGGUGGUGGUGGUGGACGAGUCCCCCGAUUACACGGUUGCGCAAGCAGACACAGCAGUCAUCCUCACCUCCAGUGAAACCGCACCAAAAUCUGUUCGAGCUGACGAUGCUCCAAUAACGACCCAUGACCCUGACCUGGAGGAGAGUACCGACUCCGUCAUAUCUCGUGCAGACACGGUCUUUUCCAAAUCGACGACAAACUCCCCUUCACUUUACGGCGCAUCCCCGCUUCCGUCGGGUGAACCCAGCUCGCCAGGCGAGAGGUCGAUGCGGCUGCUGCUAUCAUCACCGUCACCAUACCACACGGCACUGGAAGCGACGAAACGGGGGCGAGAAGAGGCGGGCGAAGAAGAAGAAGAAGAUGAUGAUGACGGGGAGUUCGACGCUGAGCAAGAAGAAAGGGCAGCUGUAGAGCAAGCGGCCGAGGACGGGAAUAUCACCAUCGACCAUGACGAGAUGGCUUCAGACGCGGGUUACGAAUCUGACGCCAACACAACAUGUUCGACGUCGCUAGCUGAGAGUAUACGCGACUAUGUUUAUGAGAAUGGGAGGCGCUAUCACAGGUUCCGUGAGGGACGAUACAACUUUCCCAAUGAUGAUGUUGAGCAACAACGAGAAGACAUGAAACAUGCCAUGGUGAAGAUGUUGUGCGGAAGGCUGUAUUACGCGCCCAUCGGGAGCCAUCCCCAAGAAAUCUUGGACAUUGGAACUGGGACGGGACUUUGGUGCAUUGAGAUGGGUGACAUUUUCGAGAGCGCGAAUAUCCUCGGCGUAGAUCUAAGUCCAAUACAACCGGAGUGGGUGCCGCCUAAUGUGCGGUUUAUGGUCGAUGAUAUUGAAUGGCUACACCCUCGUAACUACUUUGACUAUGUCCACACUCGCCACACCGUAAUGGGCAUCAAGGACUGGCCUCGUCUGAUGAGGCGAACAGUGGAACACCUCCGACCAGGCGGCUGGUUCGAAAUGCAAGAAGUUGUUCACUUCCCCGUCUCCAUGACCGGCCCCAUGCCCGCCGACCACCCCCUGGCUCAAUACUGGGCUGUAGUCCGCGAUGGUCUCGCUGCCCUAGGUGUCGACUUCCAUGCUGCGGCCGGCGGCAACCUAGCACAAAUGAUGCGCGAGGCUGGGUUCGUGAAUGUCACGGAGCGCAUUCUACAGAUCCCUAUCGGAACCUGGCCCAAGAAUAAAGUGCUGAAAACGGUGGGGCUGUACUGGCGCACGAUUUUGCUGGAUGGCAUCCAGGCUAUUGCACUGGGACCCCUUACGAGGGGAUUGAGAUGGAGCAGAGAACAGGUCGAGAUGUUUUUGAUUCAGGUUCGGAGGGCGUAUCAUGAUAACUCGGCGUUGUUGUACAUGCCGUUGCAUAUUGUAUAUGGGCAAAAGCCCGUGGCGGGGAGUUACUGAGUGA
Neurospora crassa OR74A is the source of this 1573-nucleotide messenger RNA. RefSeq names its product methyltransferase. The record is from RefSeq and is a predicted model, not a curated record. The transcript is spliced from 5 exons. Gene Ontology annotation, molecular function: methyltransferase activity. NCBI's taxonomy places the organism in Eukaryota, Fungi, Ascomycota, Sordariomycetes, Sordariales, Sordariaceae. The coding region runs from base 1 to 1569 and encodes 522 amino acids.